This is a messenger RNA of Fusarium sp. VM40, 2286 nucleotides long. The record is from the annotation of a GenBank genome assembly. NCBI's taxonomy places the organism in Eukaryota, Fungi, Ascomycota, Sordariomycetes, Hypocreales, Nectriaceae.
AUGGCACCAGGAUUGCCCUCCCGCAAAAGGAAGGUUCUUUCAGAACCCGCUCCUGUCGACGACGAACUUGCCGGCGUCGAGCUAGAAGGCGUCCUUUCCCAGAGCGAAGAUGGAUCUGACUUCGAGGCCAGCGACAUCGAAGAUGAAUUAGAUGGCGACUUUUCCGACCAAGAUCCAGACGAGGAGGACGAUGACGAAGACGAAGACGAAGAUGCGCACAGCGAAGAUGCCUCUUCCGACGCGGACGACACUUUCGGCGCACCUCCUGCACUCGACGAUGAUGACUCGCAACCGAAUUAUCGCGUUGUCAAGGAUGCCAAUGGAGGGGAGCGGUAUGAGUACGCUGAAGUCGAUGCUGUCUACGAUAGUGACGACUCGGAUGCUCAAGGACCCGUCAACACCAUUGGAAACAUUCCUCUAUCGUUCUAUGACUCCUACCCUCAUAUCGGAUACGAUAUCAAUGGCAAAAAGAUCAUGCGCCCAGCCACUGGAGAGGCUUUGGACGCCCUCCUUGACAGCAUUGAGAUCCCCAAGGGCUGGACUGGCUUGACAGAUCCUGAGACCGGAAAGCCUUUGGAUCUGACUCAAGAUCAGCUCGAGCUUCUUAAACGACUACAAAUGAACGAGGUUCCUAACGAAGGAUACGACCCAUACCCCGACAUGGUGCCAUAUUUUACUAGCAUUGAGGAGAAGAUGCCUCUUAGUGCUGCUCCCGAGCCCAAGCGGCGAUUCGUCCCCUCGAAGCAUGAGGCGAAACGAGUUGCUAAGCUUGUACGAGCCAUCAAGGAGGGCCGCAUUCUGCCCUACAAGCCCGUGGAGGAGCGUCAGCGAGAAGAAGAGGAGAAGGAGGAAUCUUACUAUGAUGUGUGGGCGAAUGAGGAGCCUCAAGAUCCUCAUGUGAUGAACAUCCCAGCCCCCAAGCUCGCCCCUCCUGGAUACGAUCUCAGUUACAACCCCCCACCUGAGUACUUGCCUACUGAGGAAGAGAGAGAGGCUUGGAACAACCAAGACCCCGAGGAGAGAGAAAAGGAGUACUUGCCUGCCAAGUUUGACUCAUUGCGCAAAGUUCCCGGCUAUGGCGAAUUCGUCAAGGAGCGCUUUGAUCGUUGCUUGGACCUUUACCUGGCGCCUCGAAUCAGGAAGAACAGGCUCAACAUCGACCCUAACUCGCUUCUGCCCAAGCUUCCCCGACCUGAAGAUCUCAAGCCAUUCCCCACGCUAAACCAGACCAUCUUCCGCGGUCACGAUGGCCGGGUGCGCUCAGUAUCGUUCAGCCCUGAUGGCGAAUUCGUGGCAUCCGGCGGUGAUGAUGGUACAGUUCGUGUUUGGGCUCUUAACGGUCAUCAAGAAUGGAUGGCAAAGAUCCACAGCGAAGAGCCUGUCAACAUGGUGCGAUGGCGCCCUAACAAAGAGACCUUCAUCUUGGCGGCUGCCGCUGGCGAAGAUCUUUUCUUCAUGAUUCCUUCAGUCGCGAGCGAUGCGAUGGAGAAGACAAGCCGCGAAGUUCUCGAUGCUGGCUUCGGCUAUGCAACUAACGGCGCACAAUCUAGUGCCACCAACGGCGUGACGAAGGAGCCCGCGGCCAAAUGGACGCGGCCCGGAGCCAAGCUGGAGGCUGCUGGUGUACUCCUCAUGGCCACUGUCAGAUCGGCCAUCAAGGUUAUCAACUGGCACAGACGCGGCGAGUUCAUUUGCACAGUCUCCCCAACCGGACAACGAAGCUCAGUCGCCAUUCAUACACUUUCCAAGCACAUGAGCCAGACUCCUUUCCGAAAGCUCCCUGGUCUUGCUCAGACAGCUCAGUUCCAUCCCUCAAGACCCCUAUUAUUUGUUGCUACACAGCGCAUGAUUAGGUGCUACGAUCUUCCACGUUCAGAACUUGUCAAGGUUGUCCAGCCCGGUGCUCGAUGGAUCUCCUCCUUCGAUGUCCACCCCGGUGGUGACAAUCUCAUUGUCGGAUCUUAUGACCGAAGACUUCUGUGGCACGAUCUUGAUCUGUCUACUCGUCCUUACAAGACAAUGCGAUUCCACCCUGAAGCCAUUCGAGCCGUCAAAUACCACCGCACCCUGCCCCUUUUCGCCGACGCCAGCGACGAUGGAACAUUGCAAAUCUUCCACGGCAAGGUUGUCAGCGAUCUCAUGGAGAACGCUACUAUUGUACCUGUCAAGAUGCUUAGAGGCCACAAGGUUAUCAACAAGUUGGGUGUUUUGGAUGUGGAUUGGCACCCUAAGCACCCAUGGAUCCUUAGUGCUGGUGCAGACGGAACAUGUAGGCUCUGGGCAUAA